AUGAGUUACUCAACAUGGCAAGGUUCAUUCUGGCAAGAUCAAUCCUGGCAAGAUCAAUCUAGCCAGCUCGUCACGCCCGACAUGGCGACCGUAGCACAGGUCAUCGAGGGUCUGCACGCUGACCCUAGAAUCAAUAUGAAUCCCAUGCCAGCUGACUUCUUAACGUACUACAUCGAGUUCUUCAAGAUUGAGCUGCAAAAUCUGAUUGGGAAAUAUGGAGGGCUUAAGGAGAUUCUAAUCGAUGACAAAGACACGGGAGACUCAGAUGAGGGACUUUACCUGGCGGAUCCAUUAGAAGAUCCCGCCUACAUGAGGCAUAACGUAUCUAUCUACUAUGCCAUGCAUAAGAAUUACGUUGGAGUGACGAAGAUCAUCCUUCGUGCCUGGUCACAGCUUCACCCAACCAUUAUGGGGUACGGCGAUUAUGAAAUGCAUCAUGAACUUCACUGGCUUCAGCCGUUGUUGAACUAUGCUGUAGAGAAGGCUAGUCCGGAGAUAGUUCAGCAUAUGCUCGAAAAGGGCGCGAAUCCUAAUCGACGGUACACAGGAUCGUGGCUUUGUCAAAGGAGCAUGCGGACGGAUCACAAUUGGCAUUAUAGUAAAAUAGAGUACCCAGGGCUCAGAUACCCGCCCAAGGACGCCCUAGAGGUUGCCAUGCUUUGUUCCGGUUCCAAGAUAAGUGAAUAUCUGGAUAGGGAUAUGUUCACUAUUAUAGCUCUUCAGAUCAUCCAAAGUGGCUACGAAUUCGGCGAAGAUCUGUAUGCCAAGUUCAGGUGUGCAGCUGAACUUCGGAUGGAGGAGGUUGUCAGGGUGUUAUGGCCCAAGGUUAUAGAGAGGGAGACAGACCCGUCUAAACUUCUCAGUCUCCUCAACCUGACUCUGCGCGCUGCCAUUAGAGGCAAUGAAAAGCACCCAACAGACAACACCGCGGUCCUUAAACUUCUCCUUGAAAUUAGAAGUGGCAUUACCGAGACUGUCGACAAGGUCGAGGACGGAAACCUAGUAGAGUUUGCUCUACGCUUGAAUAGAAACCCGGCCAACCUCAUUUGCUUGCUACGACAUGGCUUGGUGAAUCAGCCGCCAACUCAAAACAAAACACAAUCAGCGAUGGCGGAGCAUAACAUCAGCGCUCUCCUAUCAAAGACUCCAGACGAGUUACUAAGCAUCAUCAGCGUACCCUUUCAGAAUCUUUGGGAACUACUUGAGGGUACAGAGAAUGCAUACACGCUGGUUGUCCCAACUGGCCCUUUUGGAGGUGUUUGA
Truncatella angustata is the source of this 1263-nucleotide messenger RNA. RefSeq lists its product as uncharacterized. The record is from RefSeq and is a predicted model, not a curated record. The transcript has a single exon. Bases 1 to 1263 code for a protein of 420 amino acids. NCBI's taxonomy places the organism in Eukaryota, Fungi, Ascomycota, Sordariomycetes, Amphisphaeriales, Sporocadaceae.